This is a messenger RNA of Prorocentrum cordatum, 1264 nucleotides long. The record is from the annotation of a GenBank genome assembly. NCBI's taxonomy places the organism in Eukaryota, Dinophyceae, Prorocentrales, Prorocentraceae.
AGCGCGCGGGGCGGCCCGCGGCGCCGCCGCGCGCCGCCGCCGCGGCCGCGGGGGCGAUGCCGCGGCCGCGGGGGCAGCAGCCGCCCGGCGCGGGGCAGACGCUGCCCUCCGACUACUGGAGGGACGCUGUCCAGAGGGAGACCCUGAUCCGGCAGCGCCACGGUCUCUUCCUGGACAGCCGCACCGCCGACGACUCGUGGUACGGCGUGCCCGACUCGUUCCGCGUGUCGGCCUCGCCCAUCGGCAUGGGGCUCAUGGUGCGCGGCCUGUGCGGCCCCAGCGAGCAUCGAAGAGCAGCGGCACGCUCCCGCGGGCCACCAGCGCGCCCAGCGGCCUGCAGGCCUCGGCCUCGAGCCCGGCGCUGCUGCGGCAGCAGCCCGAGAAGCUGCGCCCCGAGGCCAUGCGGGACAUCAUGCCGAGCAUUCGGCCGGCAGAAACUACGCCGAGUUCAACAUGAUCUGGCUGCCGCGGUCGCAGCCGCCGCAGGAAGCACGCCGUGCGCGCGGCAGGGGCGGGUGGUGACGCGCUCUUUCUCUCUGGCGCUGCGGCUGUCGACCGAGCUGGAGAGUCGGACUCGGCGUGCGCACUGUGAGCGGCGGAGCUCAGGGGCACCGUGAGGGGGGAUAGUCAGGAGGGGAAAAAACACACACUGCCCCCUCCAAAACGGUGCCCAUCAAGUCGCCGUGCGCCCUGUGAGCGGCGGAUCCGAUGCCGAACCGACCAGAGGGUCUCCGAUGCAAGGUCUGGUCUAUCCCAUCUCACUUUCGCCGCCGAUCUCAAACACUCUCUUUCGCUUGCUCCCAUCUCGGUUGCUUACUGCGGCCAACUAGCGCUCCGCUCUUCGCGAAUUAGGUAGGUUCGCAUCCGUUCAGCAGCAGGAUGCCCCGAACGGGGCCUCCUUGGCUGGUGGCGUGCGCCCCACGUUGCUGGGGCUGCCCUUCCAGUUUCUCAGCUGGUCGCCACGAGGUGCCCGUUGAGGGCCGUAGAGUUGUCGCGGAAGCAAGAAACACAUCCAGGGCCACUGUGCACGUGCCUUGGGCCAUGAUCUGCAUGUACCCCCCUCCGGGACGCCUCGCUCUUGGACGCCCCCGAGUCGGCGCAUGAUACAUGAGGUGGCCUGACCGCGCGAGGAUCGAGAAGAAGGUGCGCGCUCGAUGUCGUAGCCAGCCGUGCCCCCCAACCGCACCUCACCUCCCUCCCCACGCUUGUGUCCGGCACCUCCCCCCGUUCCGAGGGGCGACGGUAGGGGGGGACAGGCUCGUGG